Messenger RNA from Durotheca rogersii, 357 nucleotides. RefSeq lists its product as uncharacterized. The record is from RefSeq and is a predicted model, not a curated record. The transcript is spliced from 2 exons. Lineage: Eukaryota; Fungi; Ascomycota; Sordariomycetes; Xylariales; Xylariaceae. The coding region runs from base 1 to 357 and encodes 118 amino acids.
AUGUUCGUCUCAAUCAUCACCGUCGUCUCAGCUCUCACCACCACCACCGCUAACAACGGCGUCGACGCCCGUGGGGCUGUCGCCGAGACGCUUGCUGCAACUCCGGAGCCACCGCCAACAAGGGCCACCACGCGACGGCGCUGCCCUUUCGGGCCCGCUGCGACCCGGACGUGUCCAUUCCCGCGUGGGCGCGCUGCUUCCCCGGACGGCGAGGAGCAACCGAGCUCGACCGUGUGGGCGAUAUGGCGCGAGGCGUCGGCGCCUAAUCUCCGCAAAGUCUUCUUCUCGCACAUCUGGGGCGACGACAGCGGCGCCGACUGGAAUGCCACCGCCUUCUCCGAGUUCCCCGACGGCUAG